Molecule: messenger RNA, 988 nt
Organism: Neodiprion fabricii
Lineage: Eukaryota; Metazoa; Arthropoda; Insecta; Hymenoptera; Diprionidae
Exons: 5
Coding region: 248-988 (246 amino acids)
Source: RefSeq, a predicted model, not a curated record
UAGAUGCUCUCUGAUUUCCCAUCCGCGUUAAGAAAGAACCCUGAAUCAAUGGCCUCCAGUAUGCGGGAUUCCAGGUUCUGUAUGUCCUGCGAAAAGCCAAUUUCAGGCGCCGAAUAGCGCGGUCAUCAAUUUUCUUUCGCUCCAACUUCACAUGGGUCAUGCUGUAGUGGUAAUGGUUUUGCCGCAAUCGUGCUCCUAUCCCAAUCUUGAGAGGUUGGAAUCAUCCGUCGACGAAACAUGAUCAGCGAUGAGUUCUUCCGACAGUUUGAGUUCUAAAUAUGCGGUGGCCAGGAUGGCCGAGGUCAUGUCAUCCUGUAACGAAAUGUUGUACAUGGUCCAGAAGGAGGUUUACGACGCUUCCCGCGAGAUCGAAGCCAUGAAGAAAUUUCCAGCCGUCUGUAGAACUUCAAGCACCUGUUUCGGCCGUGGUGAAAAAAUCGCGUUUCAACGAACGCCCAUGAGUAGAAGCACGAGUUUGCCAACGCCACCCGAUGCCAAAUGCGUCCGAGACCCGGUGUUGAGGCAGCUUUACGAGAAGUUGAUUGAAGUCGAGGGUGUCGGACGACACCAGUGGCUAAACGCGUUUAUGUACGUAAGCAGCUACAUGCGAGUCCCUCGUCUUUUGGCCAGAAGUGAAUUUGACCAGCCUAAAAAAUUUGUUCAACGACAGACGCUUCUUUUCGACGGUCCCUAUCCUGGGAUUAAAAACGAUUUGAUCGUCACCGAGAAAGGAGCUUCUGACGGCAGAAUUAAUGGAAAGCUUUCAGGCCACGUUAUCGAUGCUAGUCGUCCUUCGAUUUCCGUGAGAAACGUAGAACUCGAAGAGACUUCAUUGUCGCCAAAAUCUACUCCAAGAUUCGCUUGCGAUUGUCUCGGACUCGGUAAUUCUUCGCCAAGUUUUUCAUCGGAAAUCAGGAAGAGACGACUUUUAGUUAACAAGAAACUUGAACGAGGCUUUCAAAAGCGGCUCGAUUAUUGCUUGGUAUAA